AUGGUUGUGUUAUUACCAUUAUAUAUUCAAAAAUAUAUAAUUAAAAUUUUAUGUAGAUAUAUAGAUAAAAAUAAUAAAUCAAUUAAUUGUGUUAUUGAUGACUAUAGAGGGAAUGAAAGUCAAAUUAAAAGAUUAAUGUUAACAUUGGCAUUAGUAUCACAAGAUUGGUUUAAAACUUUAUCAAAUAAUUUAACUGUAUCAGUUGAUUUUAAUUAUACAAAUUUAAAUCAUAAUAAUAAUAAUAAUAAUAAUAAUAAUAAUAAUAAUAAUAAUAAUAAUAAUAAUAAUAAUAAUAAUAAUAAUAAUAAUAAUAAUAAUAAUAAUAAUAAUAAAAAUGACAUUGAUUUAAAAUAUUCAAUAAUUAAAAAAGAGAAUUUAAAAACAUUGAAAUUACAUUUCGAUCAUCAAGGUUCAUUCUUUUAUAUUAAAGAUAUUAAAGAUAAAAUACCAUCAUAUAAUAAAUCUGGUGAAAAAAUAAUAGAAUUGGAUAUAGUUAAUAAAGAAUUAGAAAAAUUAUCAAAAUUAAAAACAACCAUACCAUCAACUUUAUCAUUAUUAGAAAAUCAAAAACAACAACAACAACAACAACAACAAACAAUUAUAUUUAAAAACUUAAUAUUAAGAAAUAUAUCAUCAUCAAACGAGACUGAAAUUACUGAUAUUUUACAAUCACUUUAUCGAUGUGAAGCGACUGAUGGUAAUAUUCAUCUAUUAGAAUUAGAUUUAAAUCCAAUUUUUACAUUUAAAUCUUUAAAUAAAAUAAAAAAACAUGUUAAAAAGGUACUUACUUUGAAAAUUAAUUCAUGUUUAGAUAAUGAACUCAUUAUCGAAUCAUUUAAACAAUAUAAAAAUUCAAUUGCUCAUUUAUCCAUUAUAAAUUAUACUUCUCAACAAGAUAAAAUACAAUUUCCAAUGUUAGCUGGUAUUAUACCUUUUAAUAAUAAUAAUAAUAAUAAUAAUAAUAAUAAUAAUAAUAAUAAUAAUAAUAAUAAUAAUAAUAAUAAUAAUAAUAAUAAUAAUAAUGAAGAAAAUAAGAAAUAUAAUGAAAAAAUUAAUUUUUUAGAAAAUAUAGAAUUUUUAGAAAUAUCUUCAAUGGAAGUUUCAUUAAAAGAUUUAGAAUUAAUUUUAAAUUAUUCAAAGAAAGUAAGUCAGCUUGUAGUUAGUAUUUGUUAUAAUAAUUUAAUAUAUUAUUUAUCGACAAAAACUGAAAGAAAGAAAUCAAAAAUUAAAAAAUGUAAUUGUGAUAGUUUAAUUAGAAAUCCUUCAAAUUCAAUGGAAGUGAAUGAGGAAUUCAAUAAAAAUUGGGACUCUUUAAAAGAAGCCUUGAAAAAUAAUAAAACCCUAAAAAGUUUACGAUUAUCAGGUCAAUGUCAAGCAUCUCAAAUACUAUGUGAACAAUCACCAAAAACAUUUAUUGAAAGAUUUUCAUCACUAAUUUCAUCAAGCACAUCAAUGGAAUCAUUUGUUACAAGUAUUAACUGUCCACAAUUAAUAGAGAGAAUUUUAGAACAAAAUAAAACUAUCACUGAUUUUUCUGUCAGUAUAGUUGAAGUUAAUGGUAGACCCGAUAUGAUUCAACCGUAUCAAUCAUUAAUCGAUAAAAAUAAGCAACAUCUAAAUAGUUUAAAAUUAGUUAAAUUUGUUUUCAAUUAUGAAACUGAAAAUUUCAAUCCAGUAAUUUUAUUGGAUUAUAAAAAAUAA
Dictyostelium discoideum AX4 is the source of this 1701-nucleotide messenger RNA. RefSeq lists its product as hypothetical. The record is from RefSeq and is a predicted model, not a curated record. The transcript has a single exon. Lineage: Eukaryota; Evosea; Eumycetozoa; Dictyosteliales; Dictyosteliaceae. The coding region runs from base 1 to 1701 and encodes 566 amino acids.